Messenger RNA from Eimeria acervulina, 621 nucleotides. Its product is annotated as prefoldin subunit 5, putative. The coding region runs from base 1 to 621 and encodes 206 amino acids. The transcript has 6 exons. The record is from RefSeq and is a predicted model, not a curated record. Gene Ontology annotation, biological process: regulation of DNA-templated transcription; protein folding. Gene Ontology annotation, cellular component: prefoldin complex; cytoplasm. NCBI's taxonomy places the organism in Eukaryota, Apicomplexa, Conoidasida, Eucoccidiorida, Eimeriidae.
AUGAAGCUCCUUAAGGCCGCAUCCAACCAGUCACGGGCUUUGGAUGCAGUGGCAGCUUUCGUGCUCACCCCCGAUUCAUCUUCCUGCGCGAAAGGCAAAAUGGGGGCUCCUCCUGCUGACACCGUCGAGCAACACAUCGCAAACUUGAAUAGCCUGAGUCUGAACCAGUGUAGCGCACUUGCGAGGCGUACGGAAGCGGAACUUCAAAAUCUAUCAAGUCACCUAUCGCAACUACGGGUGGCCGCAGCUCGCCUCGCGGAGUCUCGCGAGGCGCUGACGCAGCUUGACUCCCACAUGCAAAAGCGAAAGGAGGGGGAAGUAACAGAAGUUCUUGUGCCGCUAACUGGUGCACUCUACGCGAAGGGUCGACUUCAGUGCGACGAUAAGGUUCUAGUGGAUAUCGGAGCAGGAUACAUGCUACAAAAGACAUGCAAAGAUGCCAAGAGAGAUGGAGAGAGGACAUUGAAUCUCGUGUCUGAGCAACAGGGGAAGCUAGAGAAAAUGCUGAGUGAGAAACAGAAGCAGCUAGAGGUGCUUGUGGCUACGCUGAACCAGAAGGUAUUGGAGAAGCAAGCAUCUGCUCAGGCAUCGGCUGCUGCUGAAAAGCGCACUGUAGCAUAA